Saprolegnia parasitica CBS 223.65 is the source of this 213-nucleotide messenger RNA. RefSeq lists its product as hypothetical. The transcript is spliced from 3 exons. Lineage: Eukaryota; Oomycota; Saprolegniomycetes; Saprolegniales; Saprolegniaceae. Bases 1 to 213 code for a protein of 70 amino acids. The record is from RefSeq and is a predicted model, not a curated record.
AUGGGUCUCUUGGGCCUCAUUCUGUGUGGCCUCGCGAUCGCCAGCGCCGUCGACAGCAACGAGACUACCGUGACCGAGGGCGGCAGGAUCAAGGUCGUCAACCACCUCCCGGCCGUGUGCCCGAUGAAUGCAGCGACGUGGCUCUCACCCACGGCCGCCGCGAUCUUGCCCAAGGCCAGAGCGUGGGCCGUUUGGCGGCUGAACGCCACGUGA